Molecule: messenger RNA, 1878 nt
Organism: Cladophialophora bantiana CBS 173.52
Lineage: Eukaryota; Fungi; Ascomycota; Eurotiomycetes; Chaetothyriales; Herpotrichiellaceae
Exons: 5
Coding region: 1-1878 (625 amino acids)
Molecular function (GO): flavin adenine dinucleotide binding; NADP binding; N,N-dimethylaniline monooxygenase activity
Source: RefSeq, a predicted model, not a curated record
AUGGCCCCCCUGCUAGAUAUAGAACCUGAUUCGCCUUUUGACAGUGGAUUUCUUGACCUGAAGCAGGCUACGGUCGCCACCAGCGAUGUACAGGUAUCUAAUGGCUUUCUCGGUCAGGAUGAGAACGGCCACAAUGGACUUGUCGAACACGUUCCACCGCUCACCAAUCGGACGGAGUCCCUGUAUAUUGUGAAAGAGGUGUCCAUGGGCACGAGAAAGCCUAUCCGCGUCGUGUGCCUCGGGGCAGGCUACUCGGGAAUAAUGAUGGGUAUUGUAUAUGCGCAGCGCAUGACCGAGAUGAACGUGGGCUUUUGCAUUUAUGAGAAGAAUGCUGACAUGGGCUGCCAAUGCGACAUUCCUGCACAUAACUACUCCUACUCUUUUGAGCCCAACCCCAACUGGCCCAAUUACUACGCCACCUCGCGGCAGAUUCAUGAUUACAUGAAGCAUGUGAUGGAGAAGUACGACGUGGAUAAAUACAUCCACACUUCCCACCAGAUCCUAAUGGCAACCUGGGACUCAGAGCAAGGGCGAUGGGAUCUCAGGGUUAGGAGACCCAGCGGAGAGGAAUUCGAUGAUCACUGCGAGGUGUUUAUCAAUGCUGGGGGCUUGCUCAAGUCACACGGCAACUGGAAGUGGCCAAAUAUCCCUGGUAUCGGAGAGUUCGAAGGAAAAUUGAUGCAUUCAGCCAGUUGGGAUGAGUCUUACGAUCUCACGGGCAAACGCGUUGCUGUCAUUGGGAUCGGAUCGUCGGGUAUACAGAUCGUCCCCAAAAUCGUGAAAGAUGUGGACAAGUUGGCCGUCUUCAUCCGCUCUAAAACCUGGAUAUCCCCUGGCCCAGGUAUCAACGAACCCUCAGAAGACGACCCAAAGAUGGAUCCACACUACAAUUACACCCCUGACGAAAUCUCCCGCCUCAAUAGCGACCCGGAGUAUCUCAAGCAACAUCGGCGCAACCUGGCCGACCGACGCGCCAAGAUCUUCGACCGCGCAAUCAAGACCAGUGAUCUUCAGUCUAGAGCGCAAGUAGUUUUCCGCGCCACCAUGAAAGAGCGCCUGGGAGACACCGAAAAGGGGCGCAGAAUUGCGGAGAUGCUUAUCCCUGAUUUCCCGAUCGGGUGCAGGAGACAGACGCCCGGCUUCGGCUUCUUGGAGAGCUUGGUGAGGCCCAAUGUCGAGGUGAUACAGGAUCGGAUCGUGAGGGUCACCAAGGAAGGGAUUGUAUGUAAGGAUGGGGAGGAGACGAAGUUGGAAUCCAUUAUUUGCGCCACGGGGUUUGAUACGACCUUCAAGCCUCGAAUUCCGAUCGUCGGCCAGAAUGGGUUAGAUUUGUGGCGGGAAUGGGACAAGGAAGACCCAGAGGCAUAUUUUGGGAUUGAGCGAGAGGAAAAGAGAGCUUUAGCUAACAGCACCAUCAAAGCCUUCCUCGGCCCCAAUAGUCCCAUCUCCAACGGCACGCUUGUCGGCGGUCUCCAGAUGACGGCCGUGUACAUCUACAGAGCCAUCUUCAAAUUGCAGACUCAGUCCAUCAAAUCUCUAACCGUCAAGUCCGAGGUGGUGCGCGACUACAACAUCCACUGCCACAAGUGGCUCGAGCGCAGCGUCUGGACGGCCCCCUGCGCGAACUGGUACAAGCGCGGGACCAAGGACGGGAAGGUGGUCGCCAUCUACGCGGGCACGAGCUACCAUUUCAUGGAGGCACUCCGCGAGCCCCGGUGGGAGGACUACGGGUACGAGUACGACGUCGACGCCGGCGGCGUGGGCAGGAACCGCUUCGCGUACCUAGGCAACGGACAUACUGUGGACGAGGAGCGCGGGGAGAAUAUGGCGAAGAUCCAGACGUUGGAUUUUGACGAGUACUGGGAUAUUGUGGCGUAG